UGCCCCCCGACCAGACCAACUGGGCCCUCUUCUCCCGUCCUCCAUAGACUCGUGCGUCCAAGUAGAUCAUGACCGCAGAAACCGUCAAAUCCCCUCCCACCUCACCCCCAGCCAAGCGAGCCAAGACCGAGACCUCCACAGCCAUGGCGGAACCAUCCAGCAACGGCACCGUACCGAUCACUAAGGUCGACCAGUCGCCGCCGCUCCUGAUCAAGAAGCUGUCCGGCAAGGCGCGCGUCCCCACGCGCGGCAGCGCCUUCGCCGCCGGUUACGACAUCUACGCCUCCAAGGACACGACCAUCCCCGCCCGCGGCAAGGCCCUCGUUGACACCGACAUCAGCAUGGCCGUCCCCGAUGGAACUUACGGCCGCAUCGCCCCCCGCUCGGGCCUCGCGUCCAAGCACUUCAUCGACACGGGCGCGGGCGUCAUCGACGCCGACUACCGCGGCCAGGUCCGCGUGCUGCUGUUCAACCACGGCGACGCCGACUUCGCCGUGCACGAGGGCGACCGCGUCGCCCAGCUCGUGCUCGAGCGCAUCUACAACCCGCCCGUCCUCGAGGUCGCCGAGCUCGAGGAGAGCGUCCGCGGCGCCGGCGGGUUCGGCAGCACGGGGGCUAACUGAGGGAAGGAGACUGCGCAUUGGGAACUUGGAACUGGGAUUGGGAACCUUGGGGUCUGGAGGGGACUGGGACGGCCGGCUCCACGUUAUCGACUAAUAGGGGUAAACGGCGCCGCGGUGUGUGUGUCUUAUCUCUGGAUCGGAUUGCUUUUUUUUGUCACAGCUUGUUGCAGUGGAAAUACUACUUGUAGGCAACGGGAGAACCUGGCUGGGUGUGGAAAUAGAUGAGUAUCUCGAAAGGGUGCUCCCUCAGCGCUGGACUUGGGGCUCCGCCCAUGGUUAGAGAGGAUAUCCUAGAGACAUUGACUUGGCCCAUGUGGCAGGAAUAUGAACGGAAUGCAGUGCUAUGUUAUCCCUUGG
Molecule: messenger RNA, 980 nt
Organism: Phialemonium atrogriseum
Lineage: Eukaryota; Fungi; Ascomycota; Sordariomycetes; Cephalothecales; Cephalothecaceae
Product: dUTPase-like protein
Exons: 2
Coding region: 69-623 (184 amino acids)
Biological process (GO): dUMP biosynthetic process; dUTP catabolic process
Molecular function (GO): magnesium ion binding; dUTP diphosphatase activity
Source: RefSeq, a predicted model, not a curated record